Molecule: messenger RNA, 1597 nt
Organism: Phalaenopsis equestris
Lineage: Eukaryota; Viridiplantae; Streptophyta; Magnoliopsida; Asparagales; Orchidaceae
Product: probable protein S-acyltransferase 17
Exons: 10
Coding region: 172-1344 (390 amino acids)
Biological process (GO): protein targeting to membrane; peptidyl-L-cysteine S-palmitoylation
Cellular component (GO): endoplasmic reticulum; Golgi apparatus
Molecular function (GO): protein-cysteine S-palmitoyltransferase activity
Source: RefSeq, a predicted model, not a curated record
GUGGCAGCCCAAAUUACGGCAGCAGUUGACGUUAAUCCCUUUUGAAACCCAAAUCUAACAGUCUUGACAUUCCGGCGAAGGAGAAGAGAGGACAGGGCUCUUCUCCCUUCGAUCAGUUCUGGGAUUCCGUCAGAAGAGAGGAGGAGGGCAGGGUUCUUCUCCCUAUAUACCAUGGGAGUGCAGUGGGCUCUAGCGCUGCACGGCGUCAUAACGAUCCUCGUGGUCGUGUCUUUCCUCUGCGGCCAUUGGCCCAUCUUCCAGGGCACAUUCGUCCAGCGAAUCCACUACUUCAUCACCUCCGGCGCCUACGAUUUCUUCUUGAGAUUUGUUGCGAUUGUCUUUGGUCCCAGAGCGAGAAAUGUCUUCCUCAGAAUUGAAUAUUUCUGUUGUGAUCGGCCAAAUCCAAUCUUACAGCUAUUCUACCUGGGCAUACUUGGGGGAACCUACUACAUCAUUGCGAAGUCAUCUUUCAUAUAUAUUCCUGGAGUUUAUGUGAAUGAACUGCACAAGUAUACAAGUGUUUUGGCCGUUGUUGUGGGUGUUAUACUCUUUCUAUUGACGAGCUUUUCUGAUCCAGGAACCGUGAAUGCUAAGAAUGUUUCUCAAUAUAUAUCUGCUUAUCCUUAUGACAGCAUUUUAUAUUUUGAGAAGGAGUGCCCAACUUGCAAAAUUCCAAAGCCUGCUAGAUCCAAGCAUUGUGGCAUUUGUGAUAGAUGUGUCUCGCGGUUUGACCAUCACUGCGGAUGGAUGAAUAAUUGCAUUGGAGAGAAAAACACUCGAUAUUUCAUGGCAUAUCUACUUUGGCAUGCACUUUUAUGUUUAUAUGGUGCUAUUGUCCUUGGCUUGAUUCUUGCCGGACAGUUGAAAGAAAGGAAAAUCAUAUUCAUAUUAACAGUUUAUUAUGGCAUUGAUAAAUCAUUCUACAGUGUGUUCCCACAUUUAGUUCAGUGGCUUUUGAGUGCCCAUAACACACAGGUGCUUCUAAUUGUGUUUCUAGUCGUCGUUUCCAUACUCCUUGCUGGUUUUUGUGGCUACCAUGCUCAACUUUGCCUCACAAACACAACGACAAAUGAGACAUUUAAGUGGCAAGAGUAUUUGGAAUGGAGGAGGAAACUGAAUGAAGCCAAGGCUAGUGCUGCAGCAUUAAAGGCCAGCCUUCAUUCAGUGAACGGUGAAGUUAAGGUCCCUGAGAGCAAAUGCAGGCAGUUCUUUCGCAAAUCACCCUUGCAGAGUGAGGUGGUGGUUAAGAAUAAUGUGUAUGACAAAGGAAUUCUUAGAAAUGUUCUUGAGAUUCUGAUCCCCAUUUCAGAAAGGCAGUCAUUUUCACAUAGGAAAACCUUUUAGCAAAGCAGCAUUGCUCUCCCGUUUGUUGUUUAAAGUUUUGAACUAUGUGAAUUGUGCUGCUGUUCUUCAUGAAACUUGGACAGUAAGUUCAUGGAUUAGCAGUACUAGGAAUUGCUGUGGGGAGUGGCUGUUUUCAUAGUUUUUUAUUUGUACAUGCUUUUGAUAACUGAAAGAAUUACAUUGCUUGUGUUGGUGAUUUGAAUUCAUUUUAAUGCCUUGGAUAGGCUCAAGUAUGAAUGGUUGUAACAUGAUU